AUGGAUCCCCAACAGCGAAUACUUCUUCAAGUUGUCUUUGAAGCGAUUGAAGACGCUGGCACCCUUGAGGACUUACAACAAUGUCGAACUGGCGUUUAUGUUGGAUCUAUGUGCACGGAAUAUAGUGCACUGGUUUUUGAUCAUUCGAAUAUUAGAAAGAUUGAUCAGUUCUCGUCAACUGGCUGCUCUAUGUCAGUUAUAGCCAAUCGCAUUUCUUUUUCUAACCUAACUGGCCCUAGCAUCGCUUUGGAUACUGCUUGUUCCUCGUCUUUGGUUGCUUUGGACAUUGCAUUUCAACACUUACAAACUGGCGAGUGUGACGCAGCUAUAGUUUGUGCCCCUAAUAUAAUUCUCAUUGGAAACCAAUUUCACACGGCAUGCUGCAGAACUGGGCUGUUAGCCGAAGAUGGUCGUUGCAAAUGUUUUGAUAUCAAAGGUGACGGCUAUGGGCGAGGAGAAGGUGUAGCUGCAAUCUUAAUAAAACCUACCCAAACAGCCUUAGAUGAUAGAGAUAAUAUCUAUGCAGAGGUCUUGGCUUGCGGAACAAAUAAUGAUGGCCAAACAGCGAUUCCAAUGACAGCACCUAGUCAGGUAACACAAGCCGCUCUUUUUAAGAGAGUUCUUCAAGAGUCAGGUCUGACCAAGGACGAUAUAACAUACGUGGAAGCACAUGGCACCGGUACAGCCGUUGGAGAUGUCGUCGAAAUGGGAUCACUAUCAGCAGUCUAUGGCAAUAGUGGCAAAAGAUUACUUCGUGUAGGAUCAGUGAAAUCAAACGUAAACCAUACGGAGUCAACAGCAGGUUUAGCUGGACUAAUCAAGACAUGUCUGAUGAUAAAACAUGCCCAAUUUGUUCCUACUAUUAAUGUUCAACAAGUUAAACCACAGCUCAUGAUGCCUGAAAGAAAAAUGGUGGUUCAAGUUUCCAAUGAAACUUGGAAAACCGAGGAUGAUAAGCCGAGAACCGCCGCGGUAUCUUCGUAUGGAUUCGGCGGCGCAAAUGCCCAUGCAAUCAUUAGGGAAGUAACUACAAAGCCAACAACUAUAAUCCCAAGCAGAAAUUCAUCCAACAGAGUUCUAACAUUGUCGGCAGCGUCGAAAGAAGCAUUGAGAGCAAUGGCUAAAAAGGUGUCCUUAUCGCUAAAGAUAAAGCCUGAUGACGACGAACUUCUUAAAGAUAAUAUUUGUUAUUCCCUCAACGAAAGGUACACAAUGCAACUUUAUCGCUUGGCGGUUAGCUUUAUUCAUUUCAAGAUGCAGCUAAGGCAUUAG
Messenger RNA from Dendronephthya gigantea, 1272 nucleotides. Its product is annotated as fatty acid synthase-like. Lineage: Eukaryota; Metazoa; Cnidaria; Anthozoa; Malacalcyonacea; Nephtheidae. The record is from RefSeq and is a predicted model, not a curated record. Gene Ontology annotation, biological process: fatty acid biosynthetic process. Gene Ontology annotation, molecular function: 3-oxoacyl-[acyl-carrier-protein] synthase activity; fatty acid synthase activity.